Sphaeroforma arctica JP610 is the source of this 3212-nucleotide messenger RNA. RefSeq lists its product as hypothetical. Gene Ontology annotation, cellular component: nucleus; chromatin. The transcript is spliced from 7 exons. The record is from RefSeq and is a predicted model, not a curated record. The coding region runs from base 233 to 2656 and encodes 807 amino acids. Gene Ontology annotation, biological process: regulation of DNA-templated transcription; chromatin remodeling. NCBI's taxonomy places the organism in Eukaryota, Ichthyosporea, Ichthyophonida.
AGCCAAAGAAAUCGAAGAGGCUGAAAGGAAAGCUAGGGAGGAUGCGGAAAGGCUAGAAUCGGAGGCAAAAGAAAAGGCCGAGAAGGAGGCGAUUGCGGCGGCGGAGUUGGCGGUACGAGAAACAGCUCAGAGGGAGGCCGAUGCAAAAUUGGCGGCUCAAGAAAAGGCCCGACAAGAGGCUAUCGACAAUGCGGAGAAGGCCGCUGCGGACCUGUAUGCGGAUGAGGAAGAAAUGGCGCGGCAGAAAGUCGAAGAGCAAGAACAGCAAGAUGCUGAAUGUAAAGAGACUACCACAGCAGAUUCUUCCGACAACGCCGAAGAACAAGAGCAAGAAAAGACUGAGCAGGCGCCAACGAGUCCAAACGAGAAAGCGUUCGGCAGUGAAGCUGUACCAAAGAGAGACUCUAGUGUCAGUCCUAAGGAGGAGGAGAAGGUUGUGGCACAUGAGGAGGAACGGGAAACGAAGGAGCGUGAAGCGGCGGAAAAUGAUCGUGAGUCUAAAGCUGAGGCUGAAAGGUUACGAAUUGCUGAGACGGAGCAUGAAGCGGAAGCGGAAAGUGAGAUGAUACACAAAGCGGCGGAAAAGGACCGCGAGGUGAGGGAACAACAAGAGGCUGAUGAGAAAGAGAGGGCCGAGCGUGACGCUGAAGAAGCCGAGGUGAGGGAGCGUGAAAAAGAAAUUAAAAGGGCAGCGGAGGAGGAAGCGCUGGAGCGAGAGGCUGAGGAGAAGAGGUUGGCGCAGGCCGAGAAAGACAAGCGUAAGAGAAAACAAAAGGAGCGUGAGGAGGAAGAAAGGGCUGAGAAGGCGAAGAAAGAGCGCGAAAGGAAGGAGCGUGAGGAGGCGAAGAAAGAGCGCGAGGACAAAGAAAGGGCCGAAAAGUCGAAGAGGGAAGACAGGGAGAAGGCCAAGGCGGCGGCCUCUACUAGUAAGACCGGCGGGGUCAAGGCCGGAGCGCACGAGACCACUAACCAGCUGCUCUAUGUGGAAGUCACUGUGUUACCAACGAUGAUGAAGCACAAGAAUGCCUGGCCCUUUGCAGAGCCCGUUGAUUAUAAGGGUCUAGGUCUCUCUGACUACCCCACUAUAGUCAAGAAUCCCAUGGAUCUGGGUACGAUCCGCAAACGUCUUAUAUCGAAGUCGUACACGUGUGUACAGGAGUGUAUAGCCGAUAUCAAACAGGUGUUCAUAAACUGCCGGCUCUACAAUCCCCCGGGUACUGAUGUAUUUGUAAUGUGUGGUCAGGUAGAGAAGAUAUUUAAUCAGAAAAUCGUUAAAAUGCCCCCUCGAGAGACUGUUUUGUCGCGGGAGGACGAGGCAUUGAUGCGGAAUCCGAGUCACAAAGGACCGGCCAAAAGUAAAGUAGGGCAGAAACGACCGGCAAAGUUUAGUGCUGGUGGACCCGCCAAAAAGGUGCCCACCCCAUACAGGCCACCGAAUGUGCAGAUGAAGUUUUGUUCUCAGCUGCUAGAUGAAAUGUUAUCAGCGAAGCAUAUCAAAUACGCAUGGAUAUUCUACACUCCAGUGGACCCGGUGGCACUAUCCUUACCAGACUAUUUUGACAAAAUUAAGGUCCCUAUGGAUUUGAGUCUCGUUAAGAGAAAUUUAUAUAGCGGCGAAUACGAAACUCCUGACGAAUUCGCCAAGGAUGUGCGGCUCAUGUUUAACAAUUGUUAUACCUACAAUGAUGCCAACAGCGAGGUUUUUCUUUAUGGCCAAAAACUAAACGAGGUAUUCGAGGCCCGAUACGCCUUCCUACCCAACAAAGGCGCCACCUCUUUUACUUACCCCACCUCAUCAACCGCCCCUAAGUCAACGAGUAAAAAAUCAAGCACUUCCGCAUCCGAUACCAAACAAAGCAAACCGUCUAGUCGAGCACCAUCACGCUCCGCCCAAAACACAGCAACCGCAUCCAGCGCACCCCCACCCAAAGCAGCCAAGACUGACCCCCCGGCCAAGAAGAGGAAACCUGCGGCGCCCGCUGCAAGUAGUAGUACUGCUGCCGCGUCACGUAAACGGCCUGCGCAGACACAGAGAGAACCAGCUAGUAGGAAGGCUGCGAAGCGAGAUAAGAGUGCGACACCGCCGCCGCCACAACAACCGGCUGAGACGCCUUUGGAGGAGCGCGAGCUGAGCUACGAGGAGAAGAAGCGAUUGAGCAAUUCAAUCAACCAGUUGCCACCGGAGAAGAUCCAAGGAAUACUGGAAAUAAUUGCGAGGGAUGUGUCUAUGCAGAAUUUCGGCGGCGAUGAAAUCGAGAUUGACAUCGACUCACUCAGUACUAUCACACUGCGCUGCCUCGACAAAUUCGUUACGGAUACGCUAGAGGCCGUAAAAGCUAAAGCACGGCAAACCCCCGUAGCAAACCCACAAGCACGAGCCCACCCAGAACAUCACACGAGCAGGCCACCCCCAAAAAAUAGUAAACCACAGGGUAAUAACUCAAGAAGUGCGUCCGCAGGUAGUGCAAAUAACGCUGACAAGGGUGGGCAAGCGCACAGGGCAGCACCAGUCCAUAACUCCAAUGCGAAUGCUAGGAAGAGGCCCGCCGCCAGUCAGCAGCAGCACAGGCAUAGACAAGGUGCGAGCAGCAGUUCGGAUUCUUCAUCAGAUAGUGGAUCGAGCUCGUCUGAUUCCGACUCCGACUUUGAGGGAUGAUCACGCAACAGUGUCUAUCCUCCCAGUCACAUCUUCAUACACAAUCAACGCAUAGAGGGUUGCAACUGGAACGCCCUGCACCACGCAGCAUACUUGGAUGAGACCAAUCCAUUGUAGCUAUGUCCGUCAGCCUCGAUAUCCUGGUAGAACACAUGGAAUUUUUCAUGCAUUAAUAGUAGCGAUGGCCAAUGGCGUUGUGAAUCAGCCAGGCUACUCAGCCUCGAUAUUGGUCACAUUGCGGCAAUCUAUUCGCAUAGCUUCCAUCCCCAUUAUCCACUUGGCAUUCAUGCGAAUAGCAAGGACAGCUUCAGGGGACUACAAUUGCACUGACAACCAACGCUUAGAGUAUCAAAUAGGCGUACACAUUCGUUGCAGGCACGAUGCUAUAUUGAGAACGGCCUUUCAAUCAGGUUUAUAGUUGUACGAAGUGCUAUAUGAUACCAGACGUACUUGACGUACGGAGUUAUCUCGAGAAAAUCCCAGCUUGGUAAAGACAAUUUCGACUACUCGCAAGACUUGCUUAUUCUUAAAAACAGUGUGCUGUUUUAAAUUGAUU